GUGUCCAAUGUACAGUACCCUUCGAACCAGCCAGGUUUUGUACCAUCCGCUCAGCCAUUUGCCCAAUCGCCGACGGGUCACACGCCGCACUAUCAACCCCAACCAAGCUAUGGUACGGGAUACGGCACACCGGGCAAUGUAGUCCACUCGACUCCCUCAUACCCGGCACAGCCGUCGUCUCUAUACCAGUCCAUCACACCGUCACCGCAACACGCGACGCAGUCAGCUCAGCCGCCAAUGAUGGGGCCUCCGAUGCGCUGGGGGUUUGAAUCACAAGCUUUCUCUGGUGCUCACCACGGUCAAGGACAUGGAGUUCGAGGGUCGGGCUCGUAUGGACAUGGAGAAAAGUUUGGCAGACAAGGGAAUAAGCGCGAUCAUGUCUCAGCCUUCGGGAAACCUCAAUCAACAACUCCCCGAGUUCCCGCUCCACCUCCAGUACCGAGCUUCGGAAAUCCGCUACCGUCCAAGCCACCUGCGUCGGUAGAUGCCGCGCGGAAACCAAAGAAGAAGAAGAGGCGGCACAACCAGCUUGGACUGACACCCAAGGCUGAAGAACACGAGUCCAGUGAAGAGGAGGAUGACGUGGAUGAGGAAUCUAAAUUUGCAGCCGCUGGCAAUCCUACCGUCACUACUCUCCAGUUCACGUACAAAGGACGCACUUCUACAUUGCAGUCGCCCUCGGACAUUGCGGCGUGGAUUGAGGAGCGGAAGAAGCGAUUCCCGACCCAGGCCAAGAUCGAAGAGAGGAAGAAUGCCCUAGCAGAAGCGAAGAAAGCACGUGAAGAAGCCUUGCGACAAAAGGAUCAACGCAAACAAGAGGCUCGUGCUCAGCAGGAGCGGGAGAAGCAAAGCCGUCAGGCGCAACAGAAAACAGACACUACGAAUCCGGCAGACGUUGCUGAAAAGGCCAAACGGCGCGCGGAAAAGUUACGGCGGAAACUCAUGCGAGAGGAGCAACGACUGGCCAAGGCGGAGGCAGACGCCGAGCGGGCUCGGCAGAAGGUCGAAGCCUUGCAGAAAGAAUCCACCGAAGGGCCGGACGGUGCAGCUCAAGAUGAGACCGGCGAACAUGGUCAGACUACUGACGACACGCCGACUGUGCCUGCGGCAGAGAAUAUUGUCGGCACUCCGGUUGUAGAAGACCAACUUCGAGAAGAGCCUGUUGCCGGUCCGUCCAUUCCACUUCCCAGCCUAGCAGUCACCGAGGAAAUCAUACCGUCUCUUGCCUCCUCCGAUACUUCGGAUAACGGUGACUGGACAUCCUCCAGUGGCUCGGAUUUAUCUUCGUCCUCCGAGUCAGAGGACAGCGAGGAAGACGCUGCGCCGGAGGAAGCGUCUUCGCGCCGGCAGCAGCCUGAGCGGGUCCCACCUCCGCAGCGUGGUGAGAUCAAGAAGAGACCCUGCCGCCAUUUUGCACGCAACGGCCGUUGCACGCGUGGCGACAACUGCAGAUUCUCGCACGAGAUGCCGGACCGAAGCAACGCCAAGGCCAAGGCCACAGAGAAGAAAGGGAGGAAGGGGUUAUUGCAAGCGCUCCUUGACCGCCAGAAACAAGACGAAGACCGAAAGGUGAUGCAGGCGAUCAUGUGGCUUGGCGAGAAUGGCGUUCUGGACGAGCCGGAAACUUCUUCUUCUACCCAUCCGCCU
Penicilliopsis zonata CBS 506.65 is the source of this 1647-nucleotide messenger RNA. RefSeq lists its product as hypothetical. Gene Ontology annotation, cellular component: nucleus. NCBI's taxonomy places the organism in Eukaryota, Fungi, Ascomycota, Eurotiomycetes, Eurotiales, Aspergillaceae. The record is from RefSeq and is a predicted model, not a curated record. The annotation marks the transcript as partial. Gene Ontology annotation, biological process: box C/D snoRNP assembly. The transcript has 2 exons. Gene Ontology annotation, molecular function: RNA binding; metal ion binding.